Messenger RNA from Solea senegalensis (Senegalese sole), 3078 nucleotides. RefSeq names its product hormonally up-regulated Neu-associated kinase (gene hunk). The transcript has 9 exons. NCBI's taxonomy places the organism in Eukaryota, Metazoa, Chordata, Actinopteri, Pleuronectiformes, Soleidae. Gene Ontology annotation, biological process: protein phosphorylation; intracellular signal transduction. The record is from RefSeq and is a predicted model, not a curated record. Gene Ontology annotation, molecular function: ATP binding; protein serine/threonine kinase activity. Gene Ontology annotation, cellular component: cytoplasm.
UGUGUGUUUUUCCUUCACACUCACACAGUCAAAGAAACGCCCACUCUGAUGACCGGGAAAGUCGCUUCAAACUGAAGAGAACACGCUGCCUGCGCACAGACUCAUCAGGACGCGCUCAUGUCUGGAGACGGAUCAUCCAACCUACCUCUGUUGUUGUUGUUUUUAUGUACGAAGACAGUCUGUGUCAGGUGUUACCUCGCCAUGAUUGGAGGUGUCAUUUGUGUGCGUGUCAUUUCAAUCUAAGCUGAUUCACUCCACAAGACUUCCCUGGAAACUGCUGAGUGCGCGCACCAGAUUCUUUUGGAUGAACAGGUGGCGCAAGCUCCGCUUCCCUUAAUUUGUCAUUAGGGACGAGACGCAGGUUAACGCACUUGACGUUAAGCGUUUAAUACCUGCCUUGAAAGGUGGGAGAGAACAGAGCAGCCUGCCUCUUUUUUUUUAUCCUUUGUUAAAAGGAGUCACCGGGCAGAGGAGCUGCGAUGCCAGUUGCGGACAGCGACAUGGUCGUGGACAGCAGCCACGAGCAGGGCAAAACCCCGAGCUGUGGCGGGGACGAGAGCAUCCUCCCGGCCUCACUGUGCAGUCCUGCGGCGGACAUCCUCAAGAGCUUUUACCACACCAAGCGGGUCGGGAACUAUCUGAUCGGCAGGAAACUGGGAGAGGGAUCGUUCGCCAAAGUUCGAGAAGGUCUCCAUGCGAUGACCGGGGAGAAGGUGGCAGUGAAGGUGAUUGACAAGCGGAAGGCCAAGAAGGACUCGUACGUGACCAAGAACCUGCGCAGGGAGGGCCACAUCCAGCAGAUGAUCCGCCACCCCAACAUCACGCAGCUCCUCGACAUCCUGGAGACGGAGAACAGCUACUACCUGGUGAUGGAGCUGUGUCCCGGCGGCAACCUCAUGAACCGCAUCUACGACAAGAAGCGCCUGGACGAGAGGGAGACGCAGAAGUACAUCCGGCAGCUGGUGCUGGCCGUUGAGCAUCUGCACAGGGCGGGCGUGGUGCACAGAGACCUGAAGAUCGAAAACCUCCUGCUGGACGAGCAGGACAACAUAAAGCUCAUAGACUUUGGCCUCAGCAACUGCGCCGGCAUCUUGGGCUACUCCGACCCGUUCAGCACCCAGUGUGGAAGUCCGGCGUACGCCGCCCCCGAGCUGCUCUCCAGGAAGAAGUACGGGCCGAAGGUGGACGUCUGGUCCAUGUGACGCGCGAACAUGUACGCCAUGUUGACGGGGACUCUGCCGUUCACCGUGGAACCCUUCAGCCUCCGAGCCCUGCACCAGAAAAUGGUAGACAAGGAGAUGAACCCGCUGCCUCCCUCGCUCUGCACAGCCGCCAUCUGUCUUCUGAAGAAGCUACUUGAGCCAGAUCCAAACAAGCGUCCCAAUAUCCAUCAAGUAAUGGCCGACUCCUGGCUGCAGCUCGCCAACAAGAACACGGGGGCGCCGUACCUCAACAGGAUCCACAUUGAGGAAAUAAACCACACAGUGUUGCUGCACAUGACGGAGAAAAUGGGCUACAAGCACAGCGAGGUUCUGAGCGCCGUCCUCACCAACCGCGCGUGUCACACACUGGCCGUGUACUUCCUCCUCAACAAGAAGAUGAAGAGGCUCUCUAAAGAGUACAGGGAGAUGCAGUUCCAGGAGAAGAAGAAAGGCGAGAAGAAGAAAAACGAAUACUACCAGACCCAGUGGAGGAAGCACGUCGACAAGCUCACCAUACCCCCAAAACAGACGCCCGUCUACCUGGCUGUGAGCAAGCCCAGCGAGAAGAAGAAACACAGGACAGGUCUACUGCGUGGCAUUAUUGGUGGCCAUCGUAACUCCCCUCUGGCACCGCCUGGCACCGUCGCUUCCUCGUCCAUGGAAUAUCUCGAGAUCCAACCUCCCUUGCCCAACACCCCUCAGCAACGGAGGCGACUGGCCACCCUCCCGCCCGCCAACACCAGUCCAGAACACAACAUUCCAGCCCCACCGGCUCCAUCACCUAUCGGUAUGCAUUCCUUCGGCUCCCUCUCCAAAGCCGAGCAAAUCGAAGACACCCCGGCUUCCCCCUGGUACAAGCUCACCAACGGCACUUUGUCCCCACCCCGCCACGUAUCUGCCUUCCAACCGGACUCCUCUUACUUGAAAAAAGCCACGAUCCCCAGCCCCCCAGUCCUCAUCGUCAACCCACAGCCCAAGAAGAGCAUCUCCACAGACUGGUGUGGUUCUUCCGACACCAGUGGCAGUCCCCCCAGCAUCGUAGGAAGCCCCCCCGGAAGCUCAGCAUUCAGUCCUCCAAAAUCCGCCUUCAGUCCCCUAAACCCCACGUCGGCUUUCAGUCCGCCUAGCAACAACAGCAGCAGCGAUCCCGAAAGUCCGACGCACCGCAGCAAGUUCCCUUCGAUGGGAAUCGGUCAGAUCCUCAAGAAGAAGGUCCAGCUGCAGCCCUUCUCCUUCCGGCCGGAACAGGUCGUCGAGGAAGUGGUGUCACCACCUCCUUACCCCAUGCAGACUCUUCUCUGUGCCUCAGGUGCACUCAAGACCCUCUGCUGAGGGGUCAAAGACGAGAAGGAAAGGAAAUGACAAGACAAGGCCCCUCUCAACACUUUUGUUUCUGUUGGGGAGGUCUUCCAGAGUGGCCUUCUGAACUGUGAACUGUCCCUUUAUUACUACUACGCCACUUUUUUUUUUAAGGGAACGAAUCCUUCAAAUGAGGGGAAAAAAAAGGGGUUUAAGUGAGAGUGUUUCCUCUCUUAUUACUGCUCUCACUAUGUAACAUAAAAGGUGGUGACACUGAGGAGAUGAGAUUUGAAACGGAUCCCAGAGCGAUGACUCAACCUGGCGCCGUCCCAGAUUACGGCGAUGGACAGCGGACGUCCAGUGAUGUACAGUACGCACUUGAAUACACGCCAAAACCCCUGUAUUAUAGACUGAGUCCAGAGAUACUCGCUCAUGUAACAUUGCUCUCACUGAUUCGCACCAGCUACUGGAUCCCAACGCUAACCCUGACCCCUGAAGACGUGUGUAAAUGUUUCGUCUCUGUGAAAAAUCCGCAAAGAAAACCCCACAGACUUCCACUGCUGGACUGGACGACAAA